AUAAAAUAAUAGGAUUGGUGGCUGUUGUCAAAUUGGCUUGUCAUCUUCGUCCGGCAAAGCUAUUUUUGAGUUACAAUAAAUUGCAACAAAACUAGUUUAUAACGAGUAUAUUCAUCAAAUUGUACGUAAAAUAAAACAAAAUCGUUGAAAAUGGCUCGGCGUUAUGAUACACGUACGACUAUAUUUUCGCCGGAAGGUCGGCUUUACCAAGUGGAGUACGCGAUGGAAGCCAUCAGUCAUGCUGGUACAUCGCUGGGCAUCUUGGCCACUGACGGCAUUCUCCUCGCCGCCGAGCGUAGGAACACUAACAAACUUCUAGAUGAGGUGUUUUUCUCUGAAAAGAUCUACAAACUGAAUGAUGACAUGGUCUGUUCUGUGGCCGGUAUCACGUCUGACGCGAACGUGCUGACUAAUGAACUGAGACUAAUUGCUCAAAGAUAUUUGCUGCAGUAUGGUGAAUCUAUUCCUUGUGAGCAGCUGGUUUCGUGGCUCUGUGAUGUUAAGCAAGCAUACACACAAUAUGGAGGUAAGCGGCCAUUUGGUGUAUCAAUCCUGUACAUGGGCUGGGAUAAGCACUACGGCUACCAGCUGUACCAGUCUGACCCCAGCGGCAACUACGGUGGCUGGAAAGCCACUUGCAUUGGAAAUAAUAGUGCUGCUGCUGUGUCGAGUUUGAAACAGGAAUACAAGGAGAAUGAGACCACCCUAGCAGAAGCUCAAGCUCUGGCCAUCAAAGUCCUCAGUAAGACUUUAGACAUGACUAAGCUUACUCCUGAAAAAGUUGAGAUGGCGACACUGACUCGUAAGGACAACAAGACUAUCAUCCGAGUGUUAUCCAGCGCGGAGGUGGAGGCGCUGAUCGCUGACUUUGAGAAGACAGAAGCUGCUGCCGAGGCCGCCAAGAAACAGCCUCCUAAGUCGUAAACCUAGCCUUUUAUACGAUAAGACUAUUCUUUUAUUUGCACAUUAAAUGUUUUACAUGGUAAUGGA
This is a messenger RNA of Pectinophora gossypiella (pink bollworm), 990 nucleotides long. RefSeq names its product proteasome subunit alpha type-4 (gene Prosalpha3). NCBI's taxonomy places the organism in Eukaryota, Metazoa, Arthropoda, Insecta, Lepidoptera, Gelechiidae. Gene Ontology annotation, biological process: ubiquitin-dependent protein catabolic process. The coding region runs from base 151 to 924 and encodes 257 amino acids. The transcript is spliced from 6 exons. Gene Ontology annotation, cellular component: nucleus; proteasome core complex; proteasome core complex, alpha-subunit complex. The record is from RefSeq and is a predicted model, not a curated record.